GGGGGCGGGGUCUAUGCUGAGGGAGGGACACAUUGUAGCCGUUUGUGACGUUGUGUGGAACAGAGCGGACCAUGGCAUCAGGACAGGAAAUAAAUCAUGAACUUUCAAAGAUCUUCAAUGAACUCUGGAAAGCAGAUGAAAACCGAUUUGAACCAUGCAAGGAUUAUGAAAUCGCAGUGCAGGGAAAGGCAUCUUAUGUCAGCCACGGAAGCAAUAAUGCCAGAGAUUGUGCUUCCAGACCACUGUUUUCCAAUGUGAAUGAGGAACGUUUACGGCAGACAAAGACCUAUGCAACAUUCAUUGCGUUAUUGGACAACUAUGAAAUGUCAACUGGAGUUGCUGAGGUGGUGACUCGAGAUGAAGUAAAGGAGAACAAUCGUUUUCUCGACGCUAUUCUGGAAACGAAAGUCAUGCAGUUAACUCAUGAUUAUCUUCUAAGCAAGAAUCUUACAAAGGCUGAUCCGAGGGAAUUCAAGCAGCAUCUUUACAGCAUCUGGUUUCAGCUCUAUUCAAGAGGACAGGGUCGUGGCCCAGACUCUUCGGGUUUUGAGCACGUCUUUGUAGGAGAGACCAAACGAGGAAGAGAAAUCAUGGGGCUCCAUAACUGGGUCCAGUUCUACCUGCAGGAAAAGCGCAAGAAUAUUGAUUACAAAGGAUUUGUGGCAAGAAGGAACAAGAAUAAGCCCGAUGAGGAUGACCAUGUUUUGAAUCUGCAAUUCAGCUGGAAGCAUAUGGUGAAACCUAUCGGGAGUUCAUUCAUUGGGGUGAGUCCAGAAUUUGAAUUUGCCCUCUACACGAUCUGCUUCCUUCUGUCCCAGGAUAAAGUCUCGCGUGAGCUGGUGUUGGUGGAUGAGUAUCACCUGCAGAUUGUUGUGUACCGCCACGGACGGUACAUCGGAACAUCGUACCCAGUCCUUCUGAGCAGCAAUAAUGUACCUUUGGAAUAAGUCUCCAGAAGCUUCUGCACACAAUUAGGUCCACCGUAGAGGAACAAACCUAGCACAUUUAUUUGGUACUUUAAUGUAUUGAAUAACAAUAAGUUCCUUACAACCAUGCUCGACUACAGUAAGUGUCUCUGCUC
Molecule: messenger RNA, 1081 nt
Organism: Callorhinchus milii (elephant shark)
Lineage: Eukaryota; Metazoa; Chordata; Chondrichthyes; Chimaeriformes; Callorhinchidae
Gene: endouc
Product: endonuclease, polyU-specific C
Exons: 7
Coding region: 72-947 (291 amino acids)
Molecular function (GO): RNA endonuclease activity
Source: RefSeq, a predicted model, not a curated record